Molecule: messenger RNA, 4086 nt
Organism: Oncorhynchus tshawytscha (Chinook salmon)
Lineage: Eukaryota; Metazoa; Chordata; Actinopteri; Salmoniformes; Salmonidae
Exons: 8
Coding region: 286-3633 (1115 amino acids)
Source: RefSeq, a predicted model, not a curated record
AUGACACACGCUGGAGAAAAAAAAAUCUAGCCAGCAGCCACUCUGCUCACGUCUGUCUUUGCCGUUAGCUACCUUCUGUAGCGUUUAAUGAUUGCAUCGUUUCACAGUAUCCUCAACAUAUAUAUAUAUAUUUUACAAUUGCAGUAACCUCUGUGUCGUUUUUAUUACUAACUCAUAGGGUUGUAAAAAAAUAUCGAAAUUCAAGUUACCUAAUCUAUCGAUUGUUUCGGGUAUUGCACAUGAAUAUCUAGCUAGCUAGCUAGCCUGCUAGCUACAACAGUCAAAAUGGCGGACAACGAGGAUGAGAGCGAUGUGUCAAGUACAACAACAGGGGCAGAUCAUGGUACAAUAUAUCAAGUUCAAUGUGUUUCUGGAUUGCCAGAAAAUGAAACCUCUACAGAAUUGGAAAACCAGAACCAAGUCGGCGAUAAAUGUAUUGAAGCGCAGGGCUUGACAGAUUUCCUGCAAAGCUGCACAAAAGAGGAGACAUUCGUUGCAAAGGACUCCCAAGUGGUUGUCGGCCAAACUGAUGGAAAUGAACAACAACCUGAACAAAACAUAACGUCUAUUGUUGGGACUUCAGGUAUUGCAAAUGGUGCAGAGUAUUCUACAGUCAGUGCUGACUUUGUAAACGCUCUCGCACCUGGAACCACCAUUAUUUAUGUGCAACCAGACGGUAGUUUUGUUGAGGGAUCAGGUCUGACUGCAGAGGAGCAGCAACAGCUAGUGGAGCAGUUGGCCAAACAGCAGCUUGUUACAGUGACAGAGAGUGAGGCUGUUCGCCUGUUUGAACAAAAUCAAGUAAUCAAAACACUCCCUACUACUUCAUCACAGACACAGUAUACGAUUCCAAGUACAGCACUGGCUCCCAAUGAGCUGCAACAAGUGCUAGAGCAAGUGAUCAAAUCUCAGCAAUCCAUGGCCCAGACACCCAAGGAAUCGGAGCAGGUUGUGACCACUCUGGACCCCACAACUGGCUUGUUCACGACUGUUGCAGCUUCAGAGAUUACAGUAGGAAGCCCACAUCCACUGGUCACUAUGCAGAAUGCAUCACAGCAGCUGAAGAAGGUCGCGAAACAAGUGGCACUUCAGUCCCACAAUGGUACGCGCCUGGUCCCGAAAAAGCAGGAAACCAUCCGAAUCCAAGUCCAGAUGCCCUCUGGAAAGCAGGAGGUGAAAGGACCUACGCAGGCUACCAUUUCAAUCCCCCAACAGAAGAACUUGGCUUUGACGAGUCAAGGCCAGCAGGUCAAAGUGUCUACAAAUGGCAGUGUGAGCAGCAGCCCCCAGAUCAUCCACAUCACACCCAUGGUUGGACAGCAACAGUACUUCCUACAGCAGAACCCUGGAGACCCUCCCAUUCAGCUGCUUCUGCAGAGUUCAACCCCUGUGGUUGGCAGCCUGGUUCCCAUUGUGCACAAACUGCCCAUACCUGUUCAGACCCCAGUCCAGCAGCCUUCUGGUAAGGCCCCGGUCAACGGCACAGCAGUUAAACCUGCCACCGCUGCUGCCACCACGACUGUCUCUGUCCCAGCCUCCACAGUGGAAAAAGUUAAAAGGGUCAAAGCCAGAGUGAAGAAGGCACCGAAUAUCAAAACCCGUUCCGGGAGGGUGUCCAGACCGCCCAAGUACAAGGUGAAGGACUAUAAGUUCAUCAAGACAGAGGAUUUGGCCGAGGGCCAUCAGUCAGAUUCUGAUGAUUACUCUGAGAUCAGUGUGGAGGAAGAUGAGGAUGGCGGGGAUAGUAAAAAGGGAGCAGCAUCUAUGAGUUACAGUCACAAGAGGAAGGCCUUUCAAUGUGAAACGUGCGAUAAAGCUUACAUAGGCCACGGAGGUCUGUCCAGACACUACAGGCUGAAUCCCUCUCACGGUGAACUGAAAUCCCCUCCUGAAGGGACCCCAAAAACGGACAGCCCUGGUAAGAGAGCAGGCACUGGGGCUGAACAUAAGAAGCCAACUGAAGAGAGUAAUGCCUACAGUGUUAAAAAUACAUCAGGUCCUGAGAAAAGUGAUGCCACAGAGACAACGGCUGCUGCAACUUCAACCACUCAACAAAAAGUGGAUACCACGGCAGCCCAAGGAGUAGCAGCUUCUACCAGACAGGCAGUGGGCCAGGUAGUAGUCCAGGCUCGGGGACCAGGGAGGCCCAGAGGACGGGGCAGACCACCUACCAAAGGCCUGCCGACGGUGGCAGCACACCCAGCAGUGAGACGGGGGCGACGGGGCCGACCCCCAAAGCUAGGAGGGGGAGUAGCCAGUGUGGAGCAGCAGGCCCAGAGAAGGAAAGCACGGCUGAAAGAGGUGACACACGAGUGUGAUAAUGAAGAACUGAUGGAGACUGUGCUCCCUCGCCUGGCUAAGGUCAUGACUGUCUGGGAGUUCCUCUUGAUGAAGGUGGAGAAGGGGCGGCAACCCAAAGCCCAGUUUUCGGAUGUCUACCGGGAGUUUGAGCAGCUCCACAGCCAGGUGAAGAAGAUGGCCCGGGACUAUAUCAGUAACCCUCAGCAAGGUGUCCACACGGCCUUGGAGGUCCACAAUGUAGAUGUUGCCAAAUCUCUUGGCAUCGUCGAUGAGGUGAACAGGUUGAAAGUCCUCAACCCUCCAACGCAGCAGAAUGUCACCAACAUGGCAACCAAGAAUGUCCGCUACAUGGAGAAUUCUAAAAUGUUACCUCCAACGAAGAGAUUUAAAAUGGAAAACCGGGUUGGUGUUCAAAUUCAUCAGAACGGCGUUGAGACUUCCAAAAUAGAAUCCAGUGAGGCCAAAGUAGAGAACACCGCAUCAACAAGCAUGAAGAACAAUUCACCACAAACUCAGGCCCCCACCAAGAGCCCCGCGGACCCUCAAGCCACUCCGACUGCUAUCGUCAAACCACAGGUUGUCUCAUCUAACCCAGAGACAAAUGUAACACCCAUGGAACUGAUCCAGGAUCACUUAUCCAACAGCAUGACAGAGUCAAUUGACUCAGCGGGAGGAGAGGAGACCAUGGAGACAGGUCAGGAUGCGUCUGGUACGGAACCAACCGAGGUCCUGAGCACCAGUGACAUGGGCCCUCAAGCCACUCAGACUGCUAUCGUCAAACCACAGGUUGUCUCAUCUAACCCAGAGACUAACGUAACACCCAUGGAACUGAUCCAGGAUCACUUAUCCAACAGCAUGACAGAGACCGUUGACUCAGCGGGAGGAGAGGCCAUGGAGACUUGUCAGGGUGUGUCUGGUACAGAACCAACUGAGGUCCUGAGCACCACUGACAUAGCAGAUCAGAUGAAAGAGUUAGAGAAGGCCUUGGCCACCGACCCAGUCCCAGUAGAUCAGCAGCCCAGGAGUAGUAGCACUCAGCCGCAUCAGCCCAACUGUACCCUGGUCCAGGAGAGUGGCCUGACCCAGGCUGUCUCCAGCGGAGGCCAGGUAGUGGUUCAGGAGACCCAGGAAGGCCAGGAGAUCUACAUCCAGACCGAGGGGCUCACCAUGCACCUAGCAGAGGGCCUGGAGGGCGACAUGGCCUCUGAGCGCAUCGUCAUCGUCAACGGGCCUGACGGCACCACCAUGCACAUCCGCGCCCCUGAAGGAGUCCCUCUGGAAGCAGUCCAUGCCCUGCUUGGUAUUGAGGCUGAGGGGAAAACACAGCAGUGAUUUGUUGUUUCUCCAUAUUCAACCCCCUCAACUUCACCCAUAUUGAUUUCUUACUUCUGGUGGAUUUUAUUGUAUUCCAAGUGUUCUUUAUGAAUUUGUAAACAUUAUUUUCGAUGUGGUGUUUUCAUAUUUAGACAAAUUAAUAGCCCUUCCUUAAAAGUGUUUAGUUGUUUGUGAUAUGUUUAUAUGUAGAUAAAUAUCAAAAGCAGUUUAAAAAAAGUUGCACUAUUUUAUUACUUUUUAUAUAUUUGGGUGUAACAUUUUCCAAACAUAAAAUAGGUUUGUAAUACCAUGGGACAUUUAUUCAAUGGAGGGGAAACUUUAAAAGAAAUUGUAAAAGUUGUGGUUUUAUUCAUUUCCAUGUUUCAUUUGUGAUUCAUUGUUGCAGUACAACCAUUUCAUAUACUGUACAGUUUAGCUCAUUUUCCUCUUAAUAAAGAAUGUGAGAACAAA